Messenger RNA from Heterobasidion irregulare TC 32-1, 1286 nucleotides. RefSeq lists its product as uncharacterized. Lineage: Eukaryota; Fungi; Basidiomycota; Agaricomycetes; Russulales; Bondarzewiaceae. The transcript has 7 exons. The record is from RefSeq and is a predicted model, not a curated record. Gene Ontology annotation, molecular function: epoxide hydrolase activity. Bases 1 to 1206 code for a protein of 401 amino acids. Gene Ontology annotation, biological process: epoxide metabolic process.
AUGUCUUCUGAGACUCCCUUCAAGCUCGCUAUUCCCGACGCCGACCUCGCCACCCUCAAGCAGAAGCUUGACUUGGCUCGCUUCCCCGACGAGCUCGACGGGGCUGGCUGGGACUACGGCGUUCCUCUCGCAGACAUCAAGCGUCUCGUCGCGCGAUGGAGACAAGGGUAUGACUGGAGGAAGCACGAAGCCGAUAUCAAUACGCUUCCGAUGUUUACUCGGGGCAUCGAGGUGGAUGGUCAUGGGACGCUGGAGAUCCACUACUUGCAUCAGAAGAGCAAGGUCAAAAAUGCGAUCCCACUGUUGUUCGUUCACGGAUGGCCUGGAAUCUUCAUCGAGGGUCGCAAACUCCUUCCUUUGCUGAUAGCGUCGUCGCCGGACCAUCCUAGUUUCCAUGUCGUUCAACUUGGACUCCCUGGCUACGGUUUCUCAGAGGGGCCAAAGAAGAAAGGAUUCGCUGGCAAAGAGUAUGCUCAGGUUGGACAUAAGCUCAUGCUCGCGCUGGGGUACGACGAAUACGUCACGCAGGGCGGUGACUGGGGAUACUUUGUCACGCGUGCUAUAGCCGGCCAGUACGGGCCCAAACAUGUCAAGGCCUGGCACACGAACAUGCCUGUGGCGACCCCACCAACAUUUUUUGGGCACCCAUAUCUCUAUAUCAAGCAUGCACUGUUCUCGUACACAGAACAAGAACUUAAAGGUCUCGCACGUAUGCAAUGGUUCCGGCAACACGGAAAUGGAUAUUUCCUGGAACAGUCGACGCAGCCUCAGACUCUCGGAUACUCCCUCGCAGACUCCCCUGCGGGUCUUCUCGCGUGGAUAUACGAGAAGCUCGUAAAUUGGACGGACAAGUACGAGUGGGAGGACGACGAAGUGCUCACAUGGAUUUCAAUCUACUGGUUCUCGCGCGCGGGCCCUGCGGCAUCGGUCCGUAUCUACUACGAGACGCAGCACUCGGGCGAACGCAUGAACCCGCCGACGUCCACCAUUCCGUUCGGCGUGUCGUACUUCCCGAUGGAGCUCUUGCGGGCGCCACUGACAUGGAUUCAGACUAUCGGCAACGUUGUGUUCCAGUCUUCUCACGAGAGAGGUGGACAUUUCGCCGCCCACGAGAGGCCGGACGAUCUAGCUGAUGAUCUGAGGAAGAUGUUCGGUAAGGGAGGGGCUGCGUACGGCGUUGUACCAGGGAAGGAUGGGUACGUCUGAAAGUAGUGUGACGUGGGAUUGUACAUACAGAGAUCAUGCAUAUCAUGGCUUCGUAAAGUCAAAGUUCGGGACAAAUAUAC